Linnemannia hyalina is the source of this 1797-nucleotide messenger RNA. The record is from the annotation of a GenBank genome assembly. NCBI's taxonomy places the organism in Eukaryota, Fungi, Mortierellomycota, Mortierellomycetes, Mortierellales, Mortierellaceae.
AUGACUGCAACCAUGAAGAUCGAGCUCAAGGACGACUUUAUUGUCCUUCCUCACCCCGCAUCCAUGCAGUCUGAGACUCCCUCCGUCCCAGGCUCCCCCUUGACCGCUACCAUGAGCAUGGCUUCGCCCAGCCGCACCAUGUCCUUUGGUGGCGCAUCCUUUGCCUCAACCCUCCCUUCUUCCACCACCUCCGCUCGCUCCUCCUUUGAUCUUGAGCAAACCUCUUCUGCCCCCAUUUCCAUUUCGCCCGGCACUACCCUCCUCAAGGGCAACCUGGUCUUGACCCUCUCCAAGCCCACCAAAGUCGCCUCGCUGGCCAUUUCUCUUAAUGGCUCCACCCACAUUGCCUUCCUCGGACCCGGCAAGCGCGCCCACUCUUCUCGCCACUUCUUCCGCACCCAGCAAUUCCUGAUCGAGCCCCGCGCCAACUCUGAGAUUUACACUCAGCUGCCCAAGGACACCAUCUCCUACCCCUUUGCGAUCGAGCUCCCCAACAGCUUGCCUUCGUCUGUGUCGACCCCUCACGGCGGCACUGUCUACCGCAUGACUGCAGUCUUGUCCAUUGCCAAGAGCUCCAGCAUCAUGUCGUUCUUGUCCAACGGUACCACCGUUGUGACCUCAGCCUCUGUUCAGCUGUACCGUGCUCCUCGUAUCUUUGAGACUGAAACUGACGGCGAUGAACAAGAAUUGGAAUGUGGGGCCGAGUUUGCCGGCGUUGACGGUGUGACCGAGACGGACCAUCCCGAGACUGUUGACGCGAACGAUCACGAGAUUGUUCCUGCAACGGUCAAGCAUACCUGGGCUGGCCAGGUUGAGGCCACUGUUGCCAUCCCCUUCACCCGCCUUCCUCCUCAGGCCAAGCCCGAUCUGCACAUCCGCGUCCGUGUCUUGCGUGGGGGUUUGAACAUCAAGUCGUUGCAAGCUGCUAUUUGGGAGCGAGCCAUUUUCCGAGUUCAGAAGGCUGGCUCCCCUCCUGGCAGCAAGAAGUACAUUAUGGGCGUCCGUGAACGCGCUGUCUGCGCCCAACGAUGUGACUCUGGGUGGCAGAACGAGUCGAUUACAGGACAGGUCCCUCACACUUUCGAGAAAAUAGUUAUCUUCUCGAUCCCGGCCGCCGCUCGAACCAACAAGGAGCUGUACUCUUCUCGCAGCUGCAACCCUUCGACUUACUCCAACCUGGCCAACCGCAUGAAGAACGAACGCUUCUACCACUACAACCCCCAGCGUGGUCAGCACUCCAAGAAGGAAAUGGAGAUUGAUGAUUCCGAGUUUGGCGAGAUAUCCGUCGAGAUCCAGCACUUUAUCCGCUAUUCGCUCUUUGUGACAGGAUCGGUCGACCAGACAGGAAAGACCGUCCCCACUCCUGUCGAGCGCGUUCUCGGAUCGGUUCCCGUAAUCGUCUUGGGAGUUCCCUCAGGACCCCAGUGUGACCUUACCGGACUUCCGACCUACUUGUACUCGUUCUCGACCUCGCGUGUCUCGUUCGAGGAGGCUCUUGAUUACGAGCUCGAGGCUGCGGCCGCUGUAGGAGCUGGAGGGAACGAGUUUGGGGAGGACUUUGAUGGAUCUCGUGUCGGUCCUCUCUACGGCGCCUAUGAGGAUGACGACGCCUUUAUGUCUAUGAUGGGCCUCCGCGGCAGUCGAACUCCUCCUAGUUACGAGGACACUAUCGGUCGCCCUUCGCUGGAUGCCUCAGUCUUGGAGAUGCAGGAGCAUCGCUUAUUAGGAUCGUCAUCCUCUCGUACGGCCGACAACUCAGGAGUGCCACCCUAUAGCGUCCUUGGUCUUACUCGCUAA